GCUCAUCGGACAAGAUCCUCAUUAAACCGAACACUCAAAGAGAGUGUUGAGGAUACCAGUCCCGUCUCUCUAUAUAUGGUCACUUGUGUGAGAGGCAUAGCUUGACAUCUCAUUCCUAUACAGCUCCUGCUUCUUACGUACGUACCGUGCAACAAGCUAGCUCCAAUGGCCGAUCCAAGCUUCUUCGUCGGAAUCCUCGGGAACAUAAUCUCCAUACUGGUCUUCACCUCUCCAAUCGGGACGUUCCGGAGGGUAGUGAAGAACAAGAGCACGGAGGAGUUCAGGUGGCUGCCGUACGUGACCACCCUCCUCUCCACCUCCCUCUGGACCUUCUACGGCCUCCUCAAGCCCGGCGGCCUCCUCAUCGUGACCGUCAACGGUGCCGGCGCCGCGCUGCAGGCCAUCUACGUCGCGCUCUACCUCGCUUACACCCCCAGGGACACCAGGAUGAAGAUGGCCAAGGUCGUGCUCGCCGUCAACGUCGGCUUCUUCGCCGCCGUCGUCCUGGUGGGGCUUCUCGCGCUGCACGGCGCCGUCCGGCUCUUCGCGGUGGGGCUGCUCUGCUCCGCGCUCACCAUCGGGAUGUAUGCCGCGCCCAUGGCCGCAAUGAUGACGGUAGUGAAGACCAAGAGCGUCGAGUACAUGCCCUUCUUCCUGUCAUUUUUCCUCUUCCUCAACGGCGGCAUCUGGAGCGUCUACUCCUUGCUCGUCAAGGACUUCUUCAUCGGGAUCCCCAACGCCAUGGGCUUCGCGAUGGGCACGGCGCAGCUGGCGCUGUACAUGGCGUACCGGAACAAGAAGAAGGCGGUGGCGCUCAAGGUCGACGACGGGCCGGAGGUUGACGAGGAGAAAGGCGUGGUGCACCUGAUGGGGCAGGUGGAGCUGGGGCAGCGGAAGGUGCCCUCGCUGAAGAAGGGGACGAGCCUGCCGAAGACGGUGUCGCUGGCGUCGCCGCUCAACGGGAUCGGGCACAUCAUCAAGGCCCUGUCCGCCACGCCCCUGGAGCUGCGCAACGUCAUGAGCCAGCACGAGCGCGUCCGCGACGAGGACGCGAACGACGACGACGAGGGGCGCCACACCUACCCGUCAAAGUGACAUACUGAUCGAUCGAUGUUGACAUACUCCUACCUUAGCUAGCG
This is a messenger RNA of Lolium rigidum, 1139 nucleotides long. RefSeq names its product bidirectional sugar transporter SWEET16-like. Gene Ontology annotation, cellular component: membrane. Gene Ontology annotation, biological process: carbohydrate transport. The record is from RefSeq and is a predicted model, not a curated record. Gene Ontology annotation, molecular function: sugar transmembrane transporter activity. The transcript is spliced from 6 exons. Lineage: Eukaryota; Viridiplantae; Streptophyta; Magnoliopsida; Poales; Poaceae. The coding region runs from base 166 to 1095 and encodes 309 amino acids.